Molecule: messenger RNA, 4014 nt
Organism: Macroventuria anomochaeta
Lineage: Eukaryota; Fungi; Ascomycota; Dothideomycetes; Pleosporales; Didymellaceae
Product: beta-tubulin cofactor d
Exons: 4
Coding region: 1-3549 (1182 amino acids)
Biological process (GO): microtubule cytoskeleton organization; tubulin complex assembly; post-chaperonin tubulin folding pathway
Molecular function (GO): beta-tubulin binding; GTPase activator activity
Source: RefSeq, a predicted model, not a curated record
AUGAGCGGCGAAGAUGAUGACCUUAAAUUGCAGCGUGCGUCGUCCGCACUGCUCUCAGAUCUCGAAAAGCUGCUUCCAAAGCUAGUACGAGGACGUCAACAUGGAUCAGCAACGUCCUCAGUUCGCCAGCAUGUGCGGGAGGUGGACAUGUACCGAGCAUGUGCUCUAAUCGAGCCCUUCCAGGAAGAUCCCCAGCUCCUUGAUACGCACCUGAAGAGCCUUCUACCCCCUCUAGUUGCUGCCUACCUGGAUUUGCUGCAGACAACAUCCAGAGAGAAAGUGAAGAAAGGCUACGUACCUUUCUCACAUGCGAUCUGCUACAUCAUCAAUCUUUUCUGCAAAGUCAGGGGCGAAAAUGUCAUCAAAGGUUUCCUCAAUAACGAGCCACGCUAUCUUGAGCCAAUUAUCAGAGAGUUUGAGGCUGGAAAGAACUUCCAGAAGGCAGAGGAUGGAUCCCUUCAGCAGUCAAUAGUACCUUGGGCAGAGCGCUAUGUUCUCCUGCUGUGGCUCUCGCACUUGCUACUUGCGCCUUUUCCACUCGCCUCGAUUUCGACCCUGCAAUCAUCAGAGGAAACCUCAGCAGCACUGGACAUCGAGCUGCCGACAGAGGUCCCAGGCAUUACCCUUCGCGUCCUGAACAUCUGUUUCCAAUUUCUGCAGUCUGCAUCGAAAGAACGGACUGCUGCUGCGAAGCUCCUGGUCACACUAUGCGUACGUCCGGAUAUGCAAGAACUCGGUCUGCUGCACGUUCUCGUCAAGUGGUCCCUAUCAUUCUUCUCUAACGCUGCCGAGGGUACCUCCGACAUACACAGAUGCAUCGGUGUUCUAUCGUUCAUGUCAGGGCUCGUGGCUUCUGCGACCAAUGAAGAGAUCGGUCCAUUCUUGGCUCCAGCAUUCCAAGCCUGUCAACGGAUUUUGAGUCAAGACAACCUCAUGUUUCUCAAGUCAUCUGCGGUGGCGCGUAAGCUGCUCGUCAAGACUAUGCGGAACAUCGUCAUACAUUGCCUUCAGGCAACUUCAAUCCCAUUGGGACUUGAUCCUACGACUGCGCUCGAGGAGGUCAUUGAGGCAUUACUGGAAGCAGUGGGCGAUGGCGACACACCAGUACGGUACGCGGCGAGUAAAGCGCUCAGUAUCAUUACCUUGAAGCUUGAUGCAGAGAGGGCCGAAGAGGUCAUUGAGGCUAUCCUUGGGUCACUCAACGAGAGUGUGUAUUGGCAAGGGACCAAGCGUAAUUUGAGCGGAGUCAACCCUCUUCGUUGGCACGGCCUUACUCUGACUCUGUCACAUCUGCUCUACCGGAAGGCAAUACCAACACAUCAGCUGCCAGACGUCCUGAAUGCACUGUUGCUGUCCCUUGGGUUCGAACAGCGCUCACCAACUGGCGGUUCCGUUGGAACCAAUGUACGCGACGCUGCUUGCUUCGGCAUUUGGGCCUUGUCUCGCCGCUACUCUACAGAUGAUCUUCUUGCAGUACAGACCACGUCGGUUCGUGCCUCUGAGCAUCGACCGGACAUGUCUGUGCCUCAAACACUGGCGAUCGAGCUUGUAGUUGUUGCAUGUCUUGACCCAGCCGGCAACAUCCGUCGAGGCUCAUCUGCGGCGUUACAGGAACUUAUAGGUCGUCAUCCAAACACGAUCCAAGAAGGCAUCCCGCUAGUUCAAGCUGUAGACUUCCACGCGGUCGGCCUUCGCCAGCGAGCCAUGUGCGAUGUAGCAGUCAAGGCUGGAGAUCUGCAGUCAUUGUACUGGCAAGCCAUCUUCGAGAACCUACUGGGAUGGCGUGGGACUGGGUCUCUAGAUUCUGACUCACGUCUUUUCGCAGCCAAGUCCAUCGGCCUCUUGUCGAAGAAUCAGACGUCCGGCACGGUGCGACAGAUGACUGAUCAAAUCUGUAACCAGCUCAAGACACUGCGGCCUCGAGAGGUUGAAGAACGCCAAGGUCUUGUAGCGGCUCUGGCAGAGCUUGUGGAAGCUCUAAAUCACGCUGAGUAUACUUUGGGAGGUCUGAGUAGGCCCUCAGCCUUCAUACAUCUAUGGCACCUUUUUGACCAUCAGCUCAAGCUUGAAGAUAAGUCGUUUACUUCACCAGCAAUGCGACCAGAGUACACAGCAUCGUCAUAUUGCACCUUUAUUGCGGCUCUGGCUCGUGCUAUGAGUACCUUACCGAAGAACGGCUGGGUCUCAAAGAUACCUGUGGCCGAGAUUACUCGCAUCCUGAAUCUGUGCCUUGCGCGGCAUGAAGAGACCGUCUUAUUAGCGAUAGCUGAUGUUUCUGGUCAAAUUCUUGCACUCCUACAGAACGUCACCUCGGGCCUUGCAGAGUCUCUGGUUACCGACUGGCUAACGAAGCUGGAGAACGAAGCUUCUUAUAGUGGACUCCGAUGUUCUGGCCAUGCGAUUGCGCUUGGGUCAGCCUACAGAGUACCAAUGUUAACGCAAAACAGAGCGGUCACGGAAUUACAAACGCGUAUCCUUAGGACGAUCACGUUCAGAUGUACCCCAGCAGUAGCGAUUGAAGCGCGAACGGUAGCCUUACGAGCCCUGGACACGUUGCUCAAGAACUGCCAAGAGAUCACGAAGGACUAUCAAGCACCCAGAGCAGCCGACAUUAAAGACAGAUUAGCAAGCGCAUUGCACAUAGCUCUGAACGACUAUACAGUCACCGAGCGAGGCGACGUUGGCUCGCUUGUGCGACUAGAGGCGCUGAAUGCCGUCCGACGAGCAGGCGAGGCUAGUCUAUUCCACGAUCAGGCAGCUGAGUCAGAUCAUCUGAUAUAUGCAGAUGUCUUGCGACUAUCAUUGGAGAAACUGGACAAAGUCAGGGCACGAGCGGCGGCUAUCAUUACUAAGGGCUCCCUUACGAAAUGCCCUGAGCUCUUCGCCAUGACAGUUGACGAUGUCUCCUCGCAGGCGUAUUUCAGAAAGGCUCUGAAAGCAAUGCAGUCGACAGAUCAUCCUGUUAUCAGAGAGGCUAUUUGUCAAGGUCUAGUGAGUUCGGCAGGCAUGGCAUCGGAGUCGGUUGUCCAGAAUUGUAGAGAAGCGGUUCUGGACUUCACCACAACGUUGCCUUUGACCAGCACCUCGGACAGCAAGGAAAUGUCGCUGGUAGAUUUCGCGACUUGUUUGGUCGAGUUGCUCAAGAAGGAGCUCGAAAACGAUAGGGUACUGCUUCCACUACUCGAAGGAUGGGCGUUUCUCUUCGACAUGCAGAUUAUGCACCGCCUCACCUCCACGAAUUUCAACUUUCGAACGCUUCUUUCCUAUGUCCAGAAAGCUCAUUUCAAGUCCACACAUAUCCAAAAGCUGCACCUCGCUCUGGACGUGUAUCGUGGACUUGGUACGAUUCCAGCAACUCGCGCCGACACUCUUGCAAAAGUGACAAGCAUGCUCCUACACCCGUUUCCCAAGAUUCGGAUCACCGCAGCAGAGACUUUGUGGAUGUUGACCCAAGAGGAUAGCUUGAAGCUGCAAGACUGGAGCUUGCCAUCGAAGAGCUUGAAGCCGGCAGUUGAUAGCAUCAAGAAGCUUCAGGUCGGCACUGCAUAAGCUUGAUGCGGCUCAACGGAAGUACAAACCUGUCACUCAAAGUUUCUCAAAGUGGCGAGAGCGGGCUUUCAACCUGGUCUGCGGCCUCGAUGACACGCUUUCAGGCCUUCUGUCACGUUCCUCAACGCUGCAGUGUCAGCUUGUACCUCGCUCGCAUAACGCACCUGGAUUCAGUAUUGCUGAUGUCGUGACUGCCGGGUGCUCACAACGGCCUUCCGCCUUCUUGUCGGUCAGCGACGAUCUGCUCCAGUCAUAUUACCAGGAUGAAAAUCCGGUGUCAGGAGGACAUGGUUCUUUGGGGCUGUAGGAUCGGAAUGUAGGAUCGGAAUAUAGGAUCGGAAAGAGGGUGUUGCGGCACGUACAAUCUUACCCCACAAGAAGUCCUGUCUGUCAACACGCCUCACCCGAGCUCCCAGAGUCAGGCAGCACUACGUAGGUACUUGGGGUGUUUAAACGAUUAGCUCA